Astyanax mexicanus (Mexican tetra) is the source of this 4208-nucleotide messenger RNA. Its product is annotated as septin-8-A. Gene Ontology annotation, molecular function: GTPase activity; molecular adaptor activity; GTP binding. Lineage: Eukaryota; Metazoa; Chordata; Actinopteri; Characiformes; Acestrorhamphidae. The coding region runs from base 461 to 1744 and encodes 427 amino acids. Gene Ontology annotation, biological process: cytoskeleton-dependent cytokinesis. The transcript has 10 exons. Gene Ontology annotation, cellular component: septin ring; cell division site; microtubule cytoskeleton. The record is from RefSeq and is a predicted model, not a curated record.
UGAUUAAGAUUAAUAGGGGUGCCCAAACUUUUUCAUAUGACUGUAUGUUGUCCAAAAAAGAACAUUUGCAAUGUUCAUUUUUUUUUUCAAUAUGGUGUAGCUCUAGCCCUAAAUCUCAGUGUCCUUUAAAGCGUAUGCUUCAUUCUAAAAUUAAACAUUUCACACCAAACACUUUGAAGGAACUUUUCACAUCUCAUCAUAAUGUAAUUGAAUUGUGCAUACUUUUUAAAUGUUGUUGGACUUCUCUUAAAGUGAGUUCAGAGUGCAGAUCUCUUCAGUGUGAGGAAAAGUGGAGCUGCCAAGUUUGUGGAGGAUGGCAUGUAAACUGCCUGAUCUGCAUUCUAAUUCAGAGGGUGGUGCCAUCGAGCGGCUGCAGUGAGCGACACAGAGAGAGUUUCAGUAGCAGGACAGAUAGAAACCUCCACCUCCCGUCACUGACAGCUGACUGUCCUGCAUCAGAAUGGCUGCACUGGACGUGGGCCUGCUCCCUACUGAAGAGAAGAGGACGCUGACCCUCUGUGGCCAUGUUGGUUUUGACAGCCUUCCUGACCAGCUAGUGAGCAAAUCAGUGUCCCAGGGCUUCUGCUUCAACAUCCUCUGUGUAGGUGAAACAGGGAUCGGUAAAUCCACGCUGAUGAACACGCUCUUCAACACAACCUUUGAGAACGAAGAGGCCAGCCACCACCAGAACACUGUGUAUUUACGACCCAGGACCUACAACCUGCAGGAGAGCAAUGUGGACCUCAAGCUGACCAUAGUGGAUACCGUGGGGUUCGGUGAUCAGAUCAAUAAAGAGGAGAGCUACAAGCCCAUACUGGACUACAUUGAUAACCAGUUUGAAAACUUCCUCCAAGAGGAGCUGAAAAUUAAACGUUCGCUGCAUAAUUACCACGACACCAGGAUUCACAUCUGCCUGUACUUCAUCUCCCCUACGGGCCAUUCACUGAGGUCUCUCGAUCUCGUCACCAUGAAGAAGCUGGACAGUAAGGUGAACCUUAUUCCCCUGAUCGCGAAGGCAGAUACCAUCUCCAAGUGUGAGCUUCACAAGUUUAAGAUUAAAGUCAUGAGUGAGCUGGUCAGUAACGGCGUUCAGAUUUAUCAGUUUCCAACAGACGAUGAAGCUGUGACGGAAAUCAACUCCACUAUGAAUGCACAUCUGCCGUUUGCUGUGGUGGGGAGCAGUGAGGAGGUUAAAGUUGGGAAUAAGAUGGUUCGAGCCAGACAGUUCCCGUGGGGAGUGGUGCAGGUGGAGAACGAGAGCCACUGUGAUUUUGUAAAGCUGAGAGAGAUGCUGCUUCGGGUGAAUAUGGAAGAUCUGCGGGAGCAGACGCACACACGCCAUUAUGAGCUGUACCGCCGCUGCAAGCUGGAGGAGAUGGGCUUUAAAGACUCGAACACUGAUGCACAGCCAUUCAGUCUGCAGGAUGUUUACGUGGCCAAGAGAAGGGAGUUUGUGGCUGAACUGCAGCGCAGCGAGGAGGACAUGCGGCAGAUGUUUGUCAAUAAAGUGAAGGAGACGGAGGCGGAGUUAAAAGAGAGAGAAAGAGAGCUGCAUGAGCGUUUUGAGCAGCUGAAGCGUCUGCAUCAGGAGGAGAAGCGUAGUCAGGAGCAGAAGCGGCGAGAGCUGGAGGAGGAGAUGAACUCGUUCAGCAGGAGGAAGGUGGCGGCGGAGGCGCUGCAGGCCUGCACACUGCAGAGCUCCAUCACACACACCAUCAAAAAGGAGAAAGACAAGAGAAAUUGAUUUUUGCACGCUUUCUAAGCCCUGCUUGAAGCACUCCACACACACUCACGUGGUUUACAGUGACACCAGCACACAAUGGACCAGCUUCUGAGAGGGCAGCGGAUGGGUCGUCAUUAAAAAUGGAAUUUAAAUAUGGAAUUUAGUUACUUUAGUAUGGACAGGCUUACAAUUCAGCGUACACAUCAGGUCUGUGGUGCCGCUAUGCCAUCAGUACAUUAACACAGUGUUUACAAGGCCACAUUUGCUGUAAAGAAGUCAUAGGACUCGUUAUCAGGGGCAUUUCUUAUUUACCUAUAUAAUAAACCUUCAUGCUAGUGGAACAGACAGCAGUGAGCAAAAGACCAUCCUUCAUCUAUUUCAUUUACAGUCUGAAUUUAUUCAUUUUUGUUUUAAUAACAUAGACAGUUGUACACUAAGAGCCCUCAGCAAUACCUGGUAGACCAGGCCACUUGCUCCACUUACAGCGUAAUCAGCAAGCUAAUUGGUUCUUUUUGUUGAAGGGUGGGAGUUUGUCUGUAAACAGAUCCCAUGUUGAGUGUUAUACAGCUUUGGAAAAAAAUGAAGAGACCACUUCAGUUUCUGAAUCAGUUUCUCUGAUUUUGCUAUUUAUAGGUUUAUGUUUGAGUGAAACAAACAUUGUUGUUUUAUUCUAUAAACUACAGACAACAUUUCUCCCAAAUCCCUUAUAAAAAUAUUGUCAUUUAGAGCAUUUAUUUACAGAAAAUGAGAAAUGGCUGAAAUAGCAAAAAAGAUGCAGAGCUUUCAGACCUCAAAUAAAAAAUAAAACAACAACUUCAUAUUCAUAAGGAUUUAAGAGUUCAGAAAUCAAUAUUUGGUAGAAUAAACCCUGAUCACAGUUUUCAUGCAUCUUGGCAUGUUCUCCUCCACCAGUCUUACACACUGCUUUUGGAUAACUUUAUGCCUUUACUCCUGGGGCAAAAAUUCAAGCAGUUCAGCUUGGUUUGAUGGCUUGUGACCAUCUAUCUUCCUCUUGAUUAUAUUCCAGAGGUUUUCAAUUUGGUAAAAUCAAAUAAACUCAACAUUUUUAAGUGCUCUCUUAUAUUUUUCAGAGCUGUAUAUCAAAGAAAGUGAUCGGUCUCCAUGCCACUUCACGCUAAGCUAGGUUUGUGUAUGUUGUUUUUCCACUGUAAGAAGAUGACCUAAAGCCGUACAUCUGAAAUUAUGUUCUGGAUGUGAGGAGCGGAUCAGGAUUCUCUUACUGAGAAACAAAUACAGUGAUAGUGAGUCAGGUAGACCUAGGAGACGACACCAAGAUCAUCCUUUAACCUUUACACAGACAUGCCAAAAAAUCAUGGGAUAGAAGUAUUUAAAUUUGUGUUAGCUCAAGGGACGACUUGGGAAUGCCCAAACUUGUAUACGUUGUGAGAUGUUAUCUUGUGAGUGAGUUUGAACACGGGCCAAAAGUUUGAAAGAUAAAAAAUCUACUGGCAAAAACCUCACAAAAUAUAUACAAAAAAAUAUGAUGUAUAUGUAAAUUUUCUAAGGAAGAUUCUUAAAAUAAUAUACAAAUCUGUAAAUGCUUGAAGUGAGACUUGAAUCAAGUAAAAGUUCUUGAUUUUAUAUUUAAAUUUUUAACACAAGAAUCAGAAUAACCUGGUGAAUUUGUUUUUAUUUUAAGUUGUGACAAUUCUAAGUGAGACUGCUUAAGGGCAUUCUUCCUAAAAUAAGCAAAAAAUAUUUUUUUGCAUACAAUACAUGGUAUGAAAAAAAUACUUAUCCCACAAAUGUAUUGACUUAAAAUGGUGAUAAUUUCACUUUCUUUUUUCAAAUUAAGUUUCAAAUACCUUCUUACUCCCUAAAUAGUAAACUACAUUAUCACAUUAAACUACAGCAUCUUCACACAGAUAGCACCAUAUUUCAAAAUAUUAAGAAACUGUUUUAUUACACUGCCUGGGAAAAAAAAAGUUCACACACUCUAAUAUUUUGUUGGAGCGCCUUUAUCUUUGAUUGGUUUGACGCGUUCACUGUGGCUUUGUUUCAAUAAGCUUCUGCAACGUCACAAGAUUUAUUUCAAUUCAGUGUUGCUGGAUUAAUUUUUCACCAAGAUCUUGCAGCAGCAUUGAUGAUGGUAGAGUCUGACCAACCGCUGCACAAAGUCUUCUCCAUCCAGCACAUCUCAAAGAUUCUCAAUGAGGUUAAGAUCUGGACUCUUUGGUGAACUCUCUCAAUCCAUGUGUGAAAAUGAUGAUCUCAUGCUCCCUGAAUCACUCUUUCACAAUUCCAGACCCAUGAAUCCUGAUAUUGUGAUCUUGUAAUAUGUUCGUGUUCAUCAGGGAAGAAAUAUAAAAUCCAUUGAUGGAAUAACCUGGUCUAUAUUCAGUAUAUUCAGGUAGUCAGCUGACCUCAUUCUUUCAGCACAUACUGUUGCUGAACCUAAACCUGCAGACCAACUGCAGCAUCAACCCCACAUCAUUUACUUACUUAAAUCCAAGUGGAGACUUUU